AUGGGGGGAGCAAGUUCUCGAUUGGACCAAACGCAAUGGUGGAAUGCCGAUGGGGAGCUGAGCAAAAAGAUUAAACAAUCGGAGAAAAAUCAUCCCACCAUUUUACCGGCUGUAGAACCAACGUCAACCUUGGAAAUUUUUGACAUUAUGAAAAGCAAAUCGCUCACUGCGACGAGAGACUUUGAAGUCAAAGACAGUUACAAAAAUGUCAUUUAUGCCACACGAGCUGUGCCAGGAACAAUGGCUUGGUUCGAUGUGAUCAAACCGGGAGUCUCAGAUAAGUCGCAAAUAGCAGAAGGUGACGAGGAGGCAGAAGAAGACACGGAAACAACUGGUGAAGCCAAAGAAGAAGACAAAGAGGAAAAGGAAGAAACCCCAGCUACAGCAACGGAGGGAGAUGAGAGUAGUAAAGAAGAGUUCUUGUUGAGAGUCCAAGUAGAUUGGAAUAGGCGAUCAUGGACGAUUUACACUCUUACCCCAGUUUUCCCUGGUCAGCUGCCUGCGACCCUCCCCAUUCGAAAAGGAUUGGACGAAGGCUGCGAGCUGUACAAAUCGUGCUGUAUCACACUCUCAUGGAGCAAAGCAUUCGCCGUUGUGGCACGAUAUGGACCACCUAAAGCACGAGACUUUUUGCAAGAUGAUGAAGAAGAGGACGAACAGAAACAAAACGGAGCAGUUGAUGGGGGAGAUCAUAGUGACAGUUCUCAUUCCCUAGGAGAAGAUGACUUGUUCGCAAAGGCAGAGUCUAUUGCAGCCAAGGAGCGCAAGAAACAUAAUGUUGAUGAGGGUGUUGUGAAACAUAAUCAAUCGCAAACAUUUCACCAAUCGCAGAACUCCUUGACUUCAGCUGCAUCGAAAGGAGGAGACGAGCACACCGGUGUCAUGGACACUUUUGCAAAGUCCAUCAAGACAUAUAUAGAACCAGCUUUGUUGGAGCACCCUAAAAUCCAUCUAACGCCAGAAGAAAAACAGCGGUAUGCCUUGGAAGGAGUUGUCAACCUAGAUGCACCUUUGUUGCAAUGCCAAACCGUCUUGGGCCAGAAGAAGAACUAUCAGACCCGAGUGAUUGACAAAGAAGAAACAGUCAAACUCUGGGUGCUAGAUGAUACGUGGAAUAAAGAACGUUUCCUGAAGCACGAAGACGAGGAUCCAACGCAAGGCUCAACGAGAAGUCCGCUGGGAAGAGCUGUCGCUUACGAACUAUCGCAAUUGGAGAAACCACACGAUGCGGAAGAAUUGAAAGAGUGGUUCUCAACCAAGUAUGUUGAUGAAGACCAGCGACACAUGGUGAAGGAUGAUAUGAAGAAGGAUAAUGGAGAAUCCUCAUCUGCAGGAAAACGAACCAGCUUACUAGAGGUUGGAAAGUCGUGGUUUUCGUUCCGGGCACCACCCAAGAGUGAUGGUGAUGAAAGUGUUGCCACGCAGGAAGAGUCCGGCGAGAUCACGGUUCCAGGAGACAAGACUGAGGCAGAGACUGCUACGGAAGAAGCAAACGUAGAAGCUGACGCGGAAGAAUCAGCCAAAGCAAAGGUUUACGGUAGCAAUCAUGGAGUUUUGGAAUUUGACGACAGUCCAGAUAGAAAAGAACCAUUGGUUUCGUAUUGGCGUUGGAAAAACACAUAUACGACACAUAAAAUGCAAAUGCAUUUGGCCAAAAACUCGGAUCUUGCGCUACAUACCGUUCUGUCCAUUGUGCUGAAUAUUUGGUGA
This is a messenger RNA of Cylindrotheca closterium, 1710 nucleotides long. NCBI's taxonomy places the organism in Eukaryota, Bacillariophyta, Bacillariophyceae, Bacillariales, Bacillariaceae. The record is from the annotation of a GenBank genome assembly.